Molecule: messenger RNA, 2608 nt
Organism: Musa acuminata AAA Group (dessert banana)
Lineage: Eukaryota; Viridiplantae; Streptophyta; Magnoliopsida; Zingiberales; Musaceae
Exons: 6
Coding region: 794-1303 (169 amino acids)
Source: RefSeq, a predicted model, not a curated record
AUGGAACAUGGAAAUCUGUGGUGGGGAACCCUAAAAAAGCUUACUAGGAGUUCAGGGAAAGGGCUCUGUUGUGUGUGGAGAAUGAGUGCUUUACAUGUCGAUGAAUGAGAGAGAGAGAGAGAGAGAGAGAGAGAGAGAGAGAGAUAAUAACUUGUGAUUUAUGUUGGUGUAACCAACCUGGCAGCCGUGGUCUCGAGGCCAACUCGGCUCGGUUCGGGUUCGGACGACGGGGAUCUCCCGGGACGUCCCUCGAGCCCGCGAGGUUGGUCCGAUGCGAUGGUCCGAUCGGGACGGGGUCACCGUUUCCUCCGGGCAGGGACUCGUCAUCCGCGCAUCUGGCGGGGACCCUCGGCUUCGCACCUGCACAAAGGUCGGGUCGGGAAGCUCGACCCGACCCCUCCAACGAUCAAGUUAGACGAUGUGAAGGGGGUUUCAGGAGAAGAAGUGUUUUGGUGUGUGUUCUCCCUUUUUCGUUCGGAAUGUGAGGGUAUUUAUAGGGAAGCUUACUGUUGUUUGAUGUGCCCGUCUGUAGGAGGCAGGCUGGUAGCAUCUGACAUGGGCGUUGACGUGACGUGAAGAACCGCGCCUGAGUAGGCAUUAAUACGCCUCGGUCGGUAUUCUAGUUCGGUUGACCGAGUAUAGUCGCGUCGAUCGAGACGUGAGGCUGACAUCAGCCGAGUCUUAUCAUAACUAUAAGAGACUUAAAACAUUAUAUUUUACAUUAAUCAUCCACAGAUUUUACGUUUAGGACGGUUCCAUGCAUUGGGUUUAUCCGUACGGCUCGGUCUGAAUUAUGUGGGCCGUUGGGGGCCUCAAUUCCGGUCCGGUCCAUAUGACACCGAACCAACCACCAAACAUAAACGAGGGUUCCUUCGAUCGAUCGCAACCGGAGUGCAGCAGCGGCAUGGCCGGCGACGACCAGGCGGAGGACGCGAGGAGGGAGGCAGCAUUGGCCUGUACGCCGCUCUUCCAACCCAACUUCAGGCCUUCCAAGGCCACGCAAGCACAGCUCGACAAGCUCAAGGAAUUACACAAGAAGCGCUUGCAACUCAAAGAAAAAGAAGAGGUGAAAAGAUUGAAAGGGAGCUCUCAGCGGCGCGGAAAGAUACGUGAGGAGGACACUGAUGUCAAGAAUAGCACAAAUUCUUCAGCAAGUAGUGCUGAUGGCAGUUCAAGUGUUUCUCCAUUAGAGCAAAGGUCUUGUUUGGAUCAGAGAGCUCCCACUUUGGUGUCAAAUAAAAGAAGAAAGUUACACUGGGGCCUUGAUGCAAAGGAAAGAUGGGAAAGAAAGGCAAAUAUGUGACGAAGACACUUCAGAAACAGGUUUGAAGGCUCUGGUCAGGUUGAUAACGACCAAUAACAAUUGCCUCAUGAUUCAAGGAUGACAUGUUCUGUCAUGGAAAUUGGAGGAACAUGGAACCUGCUUGCUUCCUAUAUAUUUUGUUGCCGCCAAUAGAUAAAGAAGAUGGAUGAGCUCAUGAGCUAUUACUUUGUUAUUUUAAUUUUUAUCUAUUUUUGUUGUUUCUUUUUGUGUUUUAUUACCAGAUAAUGUGGGUGCAUUUUCUUUAUGCUCAAAACAAAAGGAACCAUGUCAGUCAUGAUGCUAGACAUAAUUUUGUAUACAACCUUGCUCUGUCUGCUUUAGACAAAUCAGAAAUCUCAUUCUUCUCUGCUGUUCCGAUAUAAAUUCAUGGGUAAUAAAAGAUUCGGGUGCCAUCAAAGUGAACAUAAUUUAGUUACAAGAAGCUGGGAUAUGCUUGCCAGCAUGAUUAUGAUGAUUCUGAUGGUUUUAGUUUAGUUAGAACUGUUCAUCCUAAAGCGAAGUUGAAAAUUGCUAGUCUGAGAAGAUAUCUUCAGUGUAGUUACAUGUCAUUGCAGGAUCCAUUUAAACUUUUGUUAGGUGAAGUUAAAGCCAUAUACAUCUCUAGGAACUUCUUAAAGAUAGCUUGAAUGAUUCAGAUCAGAGUACUUGUAAUAUUUUGCUACAGGAGGAGAUAUAUCUAAAUGUUUCUUUUUCUUUCUUUUGUCUUACAUCAUAAGGUUAGCCAAGCUAGUAUGAGGUGCUUGUAGAGUGUAACAUCAUGCCACCAAAAGGAUUUAGGGUCCACAAGGACCACAUUAGGCUGCAUAUGAUAGAAGCUGCAUGACAUGUAUUCAAAAUUUUUUGUUGGAACUGACCUGUAUGUGGCAUGACUCACAAAUUCCCACUUGUAUACAGCAGCUGCAAAUGCUGUAGGCAGCAUGCUUAAUGUUGUAUGUCCCUUGUGUGUGUCAUGAGCAAAAGAAAACUUUUGUGAUAUGAAGCAAGCAUGUGAUGUCAGGAAAUUAUCUGCAUGUUACUGAGACAUGCUGCCUUAUGUUUGGCAUGGAUGACAGAUAUCUUCUCUUAUCAUGUUAAUAGGCUGUCAUUUAUCUGUUAAAUCUAAUAUUGAUGUGCAGUGGUUUUGAAUUUAAUAUUUAUGUAGUAAUUAUGUUAUUCUAAUGAUAGUCAAAACUAAGCAACCGAAUUCUGUUGACACUACAUUAAUUUCAGUUUAUCUGUAGAGUGAGCCUUGAUGUCUAGAUUAAAAUAUCUUUUUUCUGGGGCUUUUGUGAUAUCUUUCUGUUU